AUGAGGGCGUGGCUGGUGAUUCCCAGCCUUCUGCUUGUGGUUCAUCUACGAGCAUUCAACAUCGAUACGAAGAAUGCCGUCAUACAUUCGAUGCCCUCCGGAUAUUUCGGAUACUCCCUCGAUUUCUAUAACGAAGAGAAAGGGAUGCCUGUUUUGGUCGUAGGCGCGCCUGAAUCCGAGACGACGAAUCCAAAUCUUCGUGGAAUUCGACGACCUGGUGCCGUCUACGUUUGCUCCGUAAACAAAGCCACCUGUAGAGAAGUGCACGUGGAUAAAAAACAAGGCAACGAACAUCGUCUGAACGGCUCCCAUUUGGCUCCAAUUGAGGACAAAGCGUAUCAAUUCUUUGGCGCCACCGUAGCGUCAAAUAAGAAGCACGACAAGCUCAUAAUGUGUGCUCCUAAAUACAAAUACUUCUUCUCGAAAUUCGAGGUGAUUGAACCAGUGGGGACUUGUUUCUUUGCCGAGCAAGGAUUCACCAAAACACAGGAAUUCGCCUCGUGUCGUCAAGAACCUGCAAGACACGGCAGGCACCGCUUUGGAUAUGGACAGUGCGGAUUCUCAGCUGCACUUCCUGACAAAUUCAAGAAAGGAGACGAAAGAGCUUUCAUUGGCGCGCCUGGUGUGUGGUAUUGGCAAGGAGCCAUUUUUAGUCAGAAUGUUCGAAAUGUCACUGAUCGACCGAACACGGAGUACGGUGGAAAAGAGUAUGACCAUGACAUGAUGGGUUACGCUACGGCUACUGGAGACCUAGAUGGUGAUGGUGUGGACGACAUCGUGGCCGGUGUCCCACGAGGAAAUGAUCUAGCAGGAAAGCUGGUGCUGUACACCACAAAGCUGAAGAUGCUGGUCAAUCUUACCGACCCGUCGUCUUCACAACAAGGACAGUACUGCGGCGGAAGCCUUGCGGUCACCGAUCUGAACAAGGACGGGCGAGAUGAUAUUAUUAUGGGAUGCCCGUUCUAUACCGACUACGUCACGGUUAAGGAUGCGAAAACGCAGGAACGAAAGCCACAGUAUGACGUUGGGAAGGUCGUAGUGUUCUACCAAACGGCUUCUGGCGUGUUCGAUCGUACGUCAGUGAUUGUUGGAGAGGACCAAUGGGGUCGAUUCGGCUUCUCAUUGGCUGCGGUCGGUGAUCUCAACCAAGACGGUUACAACGAUUUCGUCGUUGGAGCACCAUACGCUGGUAAAAAUAAAGCCGGCGCUGUUUAUAUCAUGCAUGGAAGCAAGGAUGGAGUACGCCCGAAAUAUACACAAAAGAUCGAAGGUGGCGCUAUGGGUCCUCGAAUGAAAACCUUUGGUUUUGCUGUAGCUGGUGGGGUUGACGUGGAUGGAAACGGAAUGCCUGAUGUUGCCGUUGGAGCGUGGAAAAGUGGAAACGUGGCAGUUAUGACGACUAAGCCAGUGGUUACGGUGACUGGACAGACUGACGCCGACGGUGUGACCAUUAACGUGGAAGACAAGAACUGUGACGUCGAUGCGAAAAUCGGCAAGCAGUCAUGCCGAACAAUCAACACCUGCUUGCGCUACGAAGGCAAAGGAGACACUCCAAAUGAUUUGGAGUUCAUGCUGCGUUACAAUUUGGACGACCAUUCACCUGAACCAAGAGCAUAUUUCCUGCAGAGAGACAUUAAGGCCGACCGGGACAUAAAAGUUGCCAAAGAAUCAAAGACCAAAGAUCACCCAAACAUCAUCGAGAAGCGAGUUCGUCUUGAGAAGAACCGACAGAAAUGUGUCAAGCAGCGUUUCUUCGCCUCUAGCACAAUGAGAGAUAAACUAUCUCCUAUCCACUGGUCCGUCAACUACACCUAUCAGGAGUCCCGCACCGGUAAACUCGCAGGAGGCGAACUCGAGCCAGCCAUAGACACUACCGUACCUCAGUCAUUUGAAAAUAAGAUCAACAUCGCGAACAACUGCGGAAAGGACGACCUGUGCGUUCCCGAUUUGCGAGUGCAGGCAGUAGCUGAUCGACAGAAAUUCCUACUCGGCACAAAAGACAAUACGAUGCUCAUCAACGUCACAGUGCAUAAUGGAGGAGAAGAUUCGUACGAGACGAAGCUCUACUUCGACGUUCCUGAAGGUUUCGAGUACAGCGGUGUCGUGGCGACAGAUGAAAAGACAGCUCCAAGUUGCUCACCUACGACCGAAGAACCGGAUGAGGACGGUAGAUGGACGUUCGCUUGUGAAUUAGGGAAUCCUCUACCGCAACAGAAGACGUUGUCGACGGUGGUUAGAAUCACUGCGAACGAAAAUAAGCCACCCUUGAAACCUAUUGAGAUUCAUGCAUUCGUCAACAGCUCGAAUGACGAGGAAGAACACACCGAGAAUGACAACAUGGUCACGUUCACGAUCCCUGUUGAUUUCAGAAAUCAACUUACAUUAAAUGGCAGAUCAAAUCCUGAACAAGUCGAUUUCUCCACCAGAAACAAAACAGCUGAAGAUGUGUUCGACGACAACGAAAUUGGACCUGUGGUUAGCCAUUUGUAUCAGGUUUCCAAUCGGGGCCCAUCUGAGAUUGACUCCGCCACGCUGGACAUUUUCUGGCCAUCUUUCUCAGCUGAAGGAGGUCAUCUCUUGUACUUGAUCACUGAUCCCGUGAUCAGCGACCCGUCUAAAGGACGAUGCAGGGUGAAACAGUUGCAGAACAUCAACCCACUUAACCUGAGGGUUACUAACGAGCAUGUUCCAACUGAUGCACCUCAUCGGAUACGAGGUCCCGAGUACGAAGAGGAAGGAGAGGAGGAAGAGGAGGGAGAAGGAGAGGGGGAAGAGGAAGAGGAGGAACAAGAAACACAGACACAAGUGACGAGGUCGCGUUCGGGAGCUUCAGGAGUUGUAAGAGGUCAUCAAACGCAAACAACAACAACACAUACGGGCAUCUCCGGAGCCGGAGGAUCAUGGGUAUACCAAGAAAAACCCAGAAAACAAGUCGAGUAUGAGUACAUCCCUGACGACGACUACGAAGAGGAAGAAGAAGACUACGAACGGGGAGGCAGCAGAUUGAGGAGAGAAGCAAAAAAGAAGAGCCCUAAGCAGGGUGCGGUCAGAGCGAGAGCGGAUGGUAAACUCGUCUCAGAUAAAGCACGAUUCUCGGAUCUUCGUCAAGCGGUGAAGGAUUCGAAGGAUGCCGGUGGAGUGAUCGACUAUCAAGGUGUACUUAGCAGGGCUAGCGUCGAUUGCAACGCAUUGCGAUGUACCCAUAUUGAGUGCGAUCUCUUCAACAUUCGUGAAGAUGAAUUCGUACUAGUUGAGAUCUUCUCCCGUCUCUACACCAACACGCUUGUCGAUGAGCGAAAUCCAGGAGGUGAAAUUUCUUCGCUAGCGCUUGCACGAGUGACGAGCACAAAGAUUAACUGGCCCCACAAGCCAACGUUGGUUACAGCGGUCACCACUUCAUUAAAUGCUAUCGAUGAUGAGGCUUCAGCAGCAGGCGUUCCAUGGUGGUUGUACCUUCUUGCCAUACUUAUUGGUCUUGUUCUCCUCGCACUGUUGAUUCUCCUUUUAUGGAGGUGCGGUUUCUUCAAACGGAAUCGUCCACACACAGAGAAAGCCGAACGCAGGGAGAAUCGCGAUCCAGAUGGACGCUACGCCGACACGAAGACACGUUAUGCUGGUCCAGACAGCUACAAUCCUCAAAGCCAUGGUCAAAUGCUAUGA
Molecule: messenger RNA, 3660 nt
Organism: Necator americanus (New World hookworm)
Lineage: Eukaryota; Metazoa; Nematoda; Chromadorea; Rhabditida; Ancylostomatidae
Exons: 28
Coding region: 1-3660 (1219 amino acids)
Biological process (GO): cell-matrix adhesion; cell-cell adhesion; integrin-mediated signaling pathway
Cellular component (GO): external side of plasma membrane; integrin complex
Molecular function (GO): integrin binding
Source: RefSeq, a predicted model, not a curated record